Messenger RNA from Dujonia railenensis, 2709 nucleotides. Lineage: Eukaryota; Fungi; Ascomycota; Pichiomycetes; Serinales; Debaryomycetaceae. The record is from the annotation of a GenBank genome assembly.
AUGUCUGAAACAAAGCAUAUCUCAUUGAGAUUUUCUAACCAGGAUUUGAAAAGUGGAGUAAAUGAAGCUGAUCAUAAUAAGGACAUCAUCACGUCCUUUAGCAUGUCCAAUUCAGAACUUUCCAAGCACAUUAAGAAUAAGAAGACUUUAACUGAGCUUUGUUCUAGUCAUUUUGCUUCUUCUUUGGUCCCUAAUGAUCCUGAAAGUCUUAUCUUUUUCAGAAAAUCUAAAAAGCACAAAGAUUAUGUUCUCUUGGAAACUGAGGAAGAUUUCAAAUCUCUUUCUCGUAGCUUACAAGUUAAGAAUCUGUUGAAGUUAAAUAUUCAAAGGAAAACUAAGAAGAAGUUGGAAGAUGAAUCGAAAACUGAAAAUGCCGAAUCUGCUUCUCAAGAUGCCAAGAGAAGGAAGAGUAGUCAAGAUUUUACUGACAAUUUAAGUAAAUCUUUAUUUUUUGAAUUAGGUGAAGCUGUACUUCAGACUGCCUUUGAGCACUUCAAAGAUGCUGUGUCAUCGAAGGAAGAAUUAGAAAGUAGCAAUGAGGCACCCGCUCCAAAUACUACCGGAGGUACUGGUGCCAAUUCUGCAAAGGAGAAUGCUUCGAACUCUGACCCUAAGGUAGUUCAUCACCAGGCUUCUUGUGAUUCAUGUAAUCCCGUCCAUUUUGUCCCUAUUGUUGGUCCAAGGUACAAAUGUUUACUUUGUAAUGAUUUUGAUUUAUGCGCUAAAUGCAUGGUCAAAAAGGUUGAAAUUGGAGGUCACACUAGAUUUCAUCCAAUGGCUAAGAUUUCCACGACAGGUCAGUACGACGUCCGUCCUCCAUUGUGUGGUAACGCUCAACGUAGACAACACAAUCGUUCACAUUUCGGAGCUCUGGGUUUGGCUGGUCCGUGGACUCACCCACCACAUUCUUCUUCAUUUUUCAACUCGUACCAUGGUUCUGGAUCGCAUGGUCCUCAUAGAGGAUUUUAUCGUGGAUGUGGAUUUGCUCCACCACCUCCACCACCUCCUCCACCACCUCCACCUAAUCCACCAGCACCAAGUGCCGGCUCACCUCAUUUCUCUACUCAAGGCAACGAUAUAGUUUAUGAUAUUCCACUCGGAAGUUGUUCAUUAGCCAACAGAGAUAAACUUGAGAAUAUUUUAAGAAGCGGAAAUAUUGAUGACUUUUUCCGUAAUGUUGACCUUUAUAUUGAAGAAUCUCGUAGAUACAAGGAUUUAGUCAACUCACUCAAUACUGAUCAAGAUAGCGAUGAAAAGUAUGCUUGUUUAUUAAGCUUAGUGGAGCAAAUUAACUUAGACAAUGCUAAGGAUGGGUCUUUAAAGGAAGAUGAGAGUGAAAGUAUUGCUGAAGGUACGGAAGUCGAAGUUGAUGCAAUUGUCGAAGAUAAUGAGAAAGACCUUUUUGUAGAAAGAAACCAAGAGACUUCCAUUGACAAGACUAAUGGUUCAAUAUCUGUUGAGACCCUUAAAAAGUUUCCUAGAUGUUUGGCUUUAUUUUUGACAAACAAUUCGGUUUAUUCUAUUCCUGGUGAAAAAUUGGAAUUCGAAUUUUUCAACGAUAGUGAUAGCUUCAAGAUCAGUGUUCCGGUACCAAAGGAUUUCUUGCCUGAAGAAACUAAGUAUGCUAAUUUGAGAUUUGGUCAUGACGAUCCUGAUUUUCCAUCUUUUGGUACCUGCAAAUUGAGAAUUCCUACGUCAGAUCCAAGUAUUUUCAUGGAAGGUGAUUUCUUAGAGAAAGGUACAACAUUAUAUCCUGUUGUAAGGGAAAGCAAGGAGUCAGAGAAGAUUUCUGAAAACAAAGAAUCGAAAGUUUUAGUCGCAUUACACAUCAAAGCUGAUUUCUUUGCUCAAAUUGUUGUUACAAAUUAUACUGAGAGUGAAAUUGACUGUUCUGACUUGAGAUUCGAGAUUAUUAAUUGCUUCCAGCAAUCCAUUUGCAAUUUAGUUGUUCAUAAGAGGCAUGCAAUUUUACCAGGUAGAACAUCAAGAUUCAAUAUAUCUCUUAGUAGCGCUCAUCUCAAAUAUCCAUUUAAACUUGUUAUGAAGAAUGAUUCCAUUGAAGGAGAAUGUGACUUGAGUUUAAAGAAUUUAAGUGGAGCUUUCAAAUUUUCCAAGAACGGAUUGGAAGAAAGUUCAGUAGAAUCAGAUUCUGUCGCAGAAACUGCUUCCUUUUCUGACACUGAUGAUGAUAUGCAAGACGUUGUAUCAGCCACUAAGGAUGAACUUGCCCAUGAGAAGGAAGCUUCACCGGAAACUGAAACUGAUAUUGAAAUCAGAGAAGAUGAACCUGCGAGCGAAGAUGAAGAUGAAGAUGACGAAGAAGAAGAAAAUGAAAGAGGUUCCACACCAGAUGCGAAAGCAACAACUUUAGUAACUAAAUCAGUAGAAGAACUUCGCUUAAGCGAUAUUAGAUCAAGUUCCCCAGGCGAAGUUCAUUCGAUGGUAUUACCAACAUUACCAAGAGAAUCUACUAGUCCUUCAAACUCAAAGACAUUGUCCUCCUCUGAAUACCUCGAUGCUAACUCCACUAUCUUGGAAAAGGAAACAACUGAAGCAAAAGAAAACAUUGAGCAUAAGGUAGCUGAAGACGAAACGGACAAAGUAGAAGAAGAGGUUGACGCUGACUAUGAUAUUGUAAGUAGCGAUGCUGGAGAAGAUUUCGGUUCGGACUAUGAGAUAUUAUCCCCAGUCACUAGUAACAAUCAAUAA